Messenger RNA from Colletotrichum aenigma, 1482 nucleotides. It is a transcript of the gene AGP2-3, whose product is annotated as General amino acid permease AGP2. Gene Ontology annotation, molecular function: amino acid transmembrane transporter activity. NCBI's taxonomy places the organism in Eukaryota, Fungi, Ascomycota, Sordariomycetes, Glomerellales, Glomerellaceae. The transcript is spliced from 2 exons. Gene Ontology annotation, cellular component: membrane. The record is from RefSeq and is a predicted model, not a curated record. Bases 1 to 1482 code for a protein of 493 amino acids. Gene Ontology annotation, biological process: amino acid transmembrane transport.
AUGGAUACUGGCAAUGAUGAGAAGAAGCUGGCGAUGACGCCUACACCAUCGGCCUACGAAGGUCAAGUCUUGCAGCAACAACAAACUGGAGGCCUUCAUCGCCGCGUGGGAGGUCGCCAGAUUCAACUAUUUACCAUCGGAGGCUCCAUCGGCACAGCCCUUUUCAUCUCGAUCGGAACCGCUCUUUUCAAGGCCGAGCCUGGUAGCCUCCUUCUGUCCUUCUUCACCUACUUCUGCGUUAUUACACUGGUUAACAACUGCAUUGCCGAAAUGACAGUUUUUAUGCCCUGCUUUAAACCUCAGCGCCGUGAGUAUUACAGCGAGUCCGAGUUCUGGCUAUCGAGCGGCAAGGUCAUCUUGAUUAUCAUCUUGACAUGCUUCACAUUCGUCACAAUGGUUGGUGGAAAUCCACAACAUGAUGCCUACGGCUUUCGAUGCUGGAAACAUCCUGGCGCCUUUGCGGAAUGGAGGUCAACUGGCAACCUGGGACGUUUCGAAGGCUUUCUCGCCACGUUAUUCUUUGCGCCACUGCCGAUCGUCGGACCCGAAUACAUCUCCAUGAUCGCUGGCGAAGCGAUCCGCCCCAGAGUCAACAUCAAGAAGGCUUUCAAAGCCACAUACUACCGUCUCGCUUACUUCUUUUUGGGGGGCGCCAUCUGUGUGGGGAUCGUGGUACCUUUUAACGACCCAACACUAAGAGCCAUCGUCAACGGCGAGAAGGAGAGUGGCAGCGGUGCUGCUUCUCCGUACGUUAUCGCCAUGACAAACCUAGGGGUUGGAGUCCUACCUCACCUGGUCAAUGCCCUGAUCCUCUCGAGUGUUUUUGUGGCCGGUAACACGUACGUGUACUGCGCCAGCCGAAAUUUGUAUGGACUUGCUCUGGACGGCUAUAUCCCUAAAGUCAUGGCCCGGUGCACCAAGAGUGGUGUACCUAUCUACUGUCUCGGAGUUACGCUGGUAUUUCCCUGCGUAUCGUUAUUACAAUUAUCGAACAGCGGCGCAAGCGUAUUGGACUGGUUGGUCAACAUUCUGACUAGCGGCGGCCUCGUCAACUUCAUCGUUAUGUGCAUCGUGUACCUGCGCUUCUACAGGGCAUGCGAGGUUCAAGGCGUAGAUCGCACGAGUUUGCCCUAUCGUGCUUGGUUCCAGCCCUACAGCGCCUGGAUAGCCUUGUUCAUUUUUUGCAGCAUCGCGAUUGGCAGUGGCUACACGACCUUUAUCGGCGAAUUCUCAGCUGCCACAUUCUUCACUAGAUAUACCAUGAUUCUCUUCGCGCCUGUAUCGUACUGUGGCUGGAAGCUGAUCAAGAGAACGCGCAUCGUAUCAGCCAAGGAGGUGGAUCUGGUCUGGGAACGUCCUGAGAUCGACGCGUAUGAGGCACACCUUGAAGAAGACAAGUCGUCAGUCGUCAGUGCUGUGAGAAACAAUCUUUUUGGGGGUUGGAAGAAGGGAGAUGAGAAGGACAGGGAGUCGCAAGGUUAG